CGGUGGGUUUAGAGUUGCCAGGUACGCGGUUAUCAAGUGAAAUUGGGCUUGUUUGAAAAUCCAGUCGUAGGUGGAAAUUCAGGGGUGGUAGGGUGUGUUUUUAGGCUACUUUUAAAAAUUACCGCGGGCGCAAAAAAAUGGAUGUUACGUGAACACGGAGGGCAAGCGUGUAGAAGUCGACACUAAAACGAAUCUUUCAAUACUGACUUCGACAAAUAAGAACCAGUAGAACAUAACGGCAUAAUGGACAGCAUGAUAAGAAAGUAGACAGACAGACAGACAGACAGAUAGACAGAUAGAUAGGUAGAUAGAUCUAACGUUGUAUAUUAUUAAUGGCAUGGUAAAUAAAACUAACAAUACUGUUAAUAAAUCCCCCAUAAACAACAUACUAAGUUGUUCACUCGUUGUUUUGAGUUGUUUGACUUCAAAUUUGUUAUAGACAGAUACUUUGGUCUAGUUUAAGCUUCUGAAGGGCGGGUUUUAGACUGACUUUCUGGACAUUUAUGGUGGACCUGGCAACCCUUGGAGAGACAGUACAGCGCUGUGGUGAACAUGUCUCGGUUGGUCGCUUCUGGGUUGGUCAGGUUUUGUGUCCGCAGGCUUCUGUCCAGCGGCUCGACCCGAGCUGUGAGCUCUUUAACCAUCAGAGAGCAGGAGGACGGAAUCAGGAGAAUCAUUUUGAAUAACCCUAAGAAGAGAAAUGCCCUGUCUCUGGCCAUGCUGAACUCUCUGCGAGAGGACAUCCUGACCGAUCUUGACAACAACAACCUCAGAGUCAUCAUAAUAUCAGCUCAGGGACCUGUUUUCUCUUCUGGUCACGAUCUCAAGGAGCUGACCUCAGCACAAGGCAGAGAAUAUCACACCAGUGUGUUCCAGGCUUGCUCAGAGGUAAUGGCUGCGAUCCAGGAUGCCCCAGUACCUGUGAUUGCCAUGGUGAAUGGUAUUGCCACAGCAGCAGGAUGCCAGCUGGUUGCCAGUUGUGACAUUGCUGUGGCAACAGACAAGUCAACUUUUGCAACACCUGGAGUCAAUGUGGGUCUGUUCUGCUCCACGCCAGGAGUGGCCCUCGGAAGAGCUGUACCCAGAAAGGUUGCAAUGGAGAUGUUGUUCACAGGUCGACCAAUCACAGCACAUGAAGCUUUGCUACACGGACUAGUGAGCAAGGUCGUGAGUGAAGCUCACUUGGAGGAGGAGACGUUGGGCAUUGCACGAAGAGUGUGCGAGUCUAGCCGGCCAGUGGUGGCUAUGGGAAAAGCGACAUUCCAGCGGCAGAUGGCGCAACCAAGAGAUGUAGCAUACGCCACUGCCACUGCCGUCAUGGUGGACAAUCUGUCUCUGCGUGAUGGGCAGGAGGGCAUCAGAGCUUUUAUAGAAAAGCGCAGGCCUGUGUGGACCAACAGCGAUGAGAAAGCCCAUGACUGACAUCUCUUGCCAAAAGUACAUUUACACAGCUGGUCCUGAAAAUCACAAUUUGAUAACUUAAGUACAUCAAUCUUACAAGACAUUUAAAUCGUGGACAGUAUUUGCUGAUGGGAGGUUUGGAACAACAGCAUCUGCAAAGGAAGUUCAAAGUAAAUUCAAGCACUACGCCAGCUACAUUUAUGCAAAUAUCUCAAAUGAUUAAAGUUUUUGUUAUUGAUUUAAAAAAGACAAAUAAAUAUUUAUUAGUAGA
Molecule: messenger RNA, 1672 nt
Organism: Astyanax mexicanus (Mexican tetra)
Lineage: Eukaryota; Metazoa; Chordata; Actinopteri; Characiformes; Acestrorhamphidae
Gene: echdc3
Product: enoyl CoA hydratase domain containing 3
Exons: 5
Coding region: 553-1422 (289 amino acids)
Cellular component (GO): mitochondrion
Molecular function (GO): hydro-lyase activity
Source: RefSeq, a predicted model, not a curated record